This is a messenger RNA of Staurois parvus, 309 nucleotides long. NCBI's taxonomy places the organism in Eukaryota, Metazoa, Chordata, Amphibia, Anura, Ranidae. The record is from the annotation of a GenBank genome assembly.
UGUGGAAUCCCGGGAAUACAGAGGACGGGGACAUCUCUCUAGUUGGUUCCCAUGACUGGAUCCACCUACCUGAUGAUGGUGGGGGAUGCCAUCACUUCUUCCUCCUAAAAUCACAAAAUGAUUGUGAGCACUAUCAUCCUGAGAUUACAUAGAACAUCAUCUAUGCAGUUUGGAGCCACGUUUGAGUUGGAUAUCCUUAGACCCACCUACCUGAUGAUGGUGAGGGAUGGUGUGAUCUUCCUGUGUGGAAUUCCGAGAAUACAGAGGACGGGGACAUCUCUCUGGUGGGUUCCCAUUACUGGAUCCAUC